GUACGAACACGGUUAUAGCGAAUUCACGGUUAUAACGAAGUAAUUAUGGAUCCCCAGCUACAUAAUUUUAACAAAUUCCUUAUAUGGAUAUAGCGAAUUACGGAUAUAGCGAAGUAAUUUCAUAGUUCCCCGUGACUUCGUUAUAACCGAGUUUUACUGUAGUUCACCUGAGUUACUCAGGUGACCUAAAAAUUGUUUACAAUUACAUAGUUCAAGAAGCUAUUUUAGUUUUAAGGUAAUUCUGUGCAGUACAAAAAGGUACACAAACAACAUUUUUUUCAGACCAAAUCCCAGAAGAAUAACUUCAGAAGAAAGGCAAGAGUGUUUCAACUCCUGGAUGGAACACUGUACUACCUUCACAAGAAACAUUCUUUAGUGAGAGUUGUGAGACUGGAAGAAAAGGCUGCCAUCCUUAAAGCAUGUCAUACCACUGCUACUGCUGGACAUCAGGGAGUAAACAGAACUGCCACAAAAAUAAGGGAGAGAUACUGGUGGGCAGGCAUGCAGCAGGACAUUAUUGAAUAUGUGGACACCUGUGACAAGUGCCAAAGGCAGAACCAGCUGAGAAAAACCCCAUCAGUUCUGCAUCCCAUACCAGUCCAUGAUGGUCCCUUUGCGAUGGUUGGACUAGACUUGGUUGGACCCCUUCAGGAGACUACCAGUGGAAACAAGUAUAUUGCUGUCCUCACUGAUUACCUGACGAAAUGGCCAGAAGUCAAAGCUAUUCCCUCCAAGCAUGCAGACGUGGUGUGUGAAUUCAUCAUUGAAGUAAUUUGCAGGCAUGGAGCACCAAAGACCAUCCUUACAGACAGGGGCAGGGAGUUCUGCAAUUCCCUUAAUGACAAGUUGUGCCAAUCCAUGGGGAUCCAGCACAGAGUUUCAGCCCCCUACCAUCCACAAACCAAUGGACUAACUGAGAGGUUCAACCAAACUCUUUGCAGUGCACUAACAAAAUAUGUCAGCGAAAAGCAGGAUGACUGGGACCAGUACCUACAGCAGGUUGCAUUUGCUGCACGCACUUGUCAGCAGAAGUCUACAAAAGAAUCCCCCUUCUACCUAAUAUAUGGGAGAAAAGCAGUCCUACCAAUUCAAUUAGACAUUCCAACAACAGUACCCAGUAUGCAGAGACAGCAAACAGAUGAAGAGUUUGAUGAAAUCUACAGUGACAGAAUAACUUCAUUUGUUGAACUUUUAAAGGCCCAUGAUGCAGCUAAAGACAACAUCAGCGAUGAACAGAAGAAACAGAAGACAUACUACGAUAGAAAACAUGGAACAGCUGAUCUUCUUCAACCUGGCCAGAGAGUACUUCUAAGGAACUCUAAAAGGAUCAAUCGGAAGGGAGACAAAAUGCUAAACAGGUGGACUGGUCCUUAUACCAUUUCUACAUGCAUUGGAAAAGGGGUGUACAAGCUGGUAGGAAGAAAGGAAAUAGCCAACAUCAAGAGCAUGAAGUUAUACAGAGAGAAUUCUACUGUUACAGCAGAAAAACAGACAUCUCAGCCUGGAAGAAAAUCCAAGCAGAUUGCCACAUCCAAGUCAAGAGUUAGUGGUCUCCAAAGAUGCCGAAGGAGAAGAAGGGUACAGAAGCCAGUAUUUAAGCCUACGUGUCCAACAGAUGUGAUAAGGAGAAGAAGCAGCCGAAGCAGUACUGUAUCCCAACCAAAGACCAAGUUGACUGCACCUACUGCUGAGGACCAAGGAGUUUGUACUUCAAUUUCAACGAAUAACAAAAGGAAGAUAAAAGGAAGGUCCACUAAAUCAAAGCUGAAAACUCAUCAAAAGGGGCGUUCUUGCCAUGUACAUCCUAACAGAAGACUAAGGAUAUCUGAGGUUUCCAGCUCACCCAAAUUUACCAAGUCAUCUAGAACAACCCAGCAGAAAAGGAGAGGACCUCCCACAGAUGAAAACCCAUCCAAACGUGUGAAGGGAAUGGAGAAAACAAAGCUACAAGCAUCACAGAAUGUGUACCUGAGGACCUACUCAUCAGAAGAUAUCAUAUCAAUCGUCAGACAUUGUGCGAAGUACAGCCUUGCUGAUAAUGCAUCUAGAUCACCACCUGUUUCUCUGUAUCUUGCGUGCCAAAGAGAGGGAAAGGAUGACUUAAAUCAGUGUGUGAACGAUCUCAUGGAAGUGGUUUCUGGAGCACACAGUCAGGACCCAACUCUUCAAGAAUCCCCUGAGACUGCCCCUGGACUUAUGCUUGCUGCUGCUAUUUUUAUCCAGUCCUACAAAAUCCUCAUACCAGCUCAGAAAUUCCUUCCAACCCUUGAUAGUGUUCCACUGUGUAAUUCCACCUCAUCUUGCAAGAAACCAAAGGGACAGAUCAGUCGUCUUCGAGUUGGUGGAAUUGUUCUCAAUGAAGCUGAUAUUAGUACUCUGGACUCCACAAAUUGGCUGAAUGACAAGAUCAUACAUUCAUAUCUUGGAUUGUUGAGCUGGCAGUGUAAUUCAAAAGAACCCCAGUCAGCAUAUGUGCUACCCUGCUUUGUGGCUACAAAAUGGGAAAAUGGAGACUACUCAUCCUGGUUGUUUCAGAAGGUUCCACUUCACUCGUAUGACAUCAUUUUGCUGCCUGUAUGCCAUCAUGACCACUGGUUUCUAAUGGUUGGCUACCCAAAAUUGGAAACUCUGCUCAUUUUGGAUUCUCUGCCCAACAGACAAAGAGAAAAACAAUUUGCCAGACACUGGAGAUGCUUUAUGGAAACCCGAUUUCAAGCAGAGCCAUCAACUCCCUUAUCCUGGACCCUUAGCCCCAUUAAGUCCUCAGUUCAGAAAGAUGGACAUUCCUGUGGAGUUUUUGUGCUUAUGAAUUCAGCAGCCAUUUUAUCACACAUCUCCCCCCAAGUCAUGCGGCUGUGUCACAUCAAGGCCUACAGAGCUUAUGUGCUUGGGGAGCUGCUCACUAAUGGGAAAGCAGACAAAAGGAGCCUUGCGUGCGACCUUCCCUUCUGCGCAGCUAGCUACAGGAAACAGAUUCAGUGUAGUUCCUGCUUGAGAUGGUGCCACCAUGCCUGCCUUGGCAUCAAGGAGAAAGACAGUGUGGAAACCUGUAUCUAUUGUGCUUAGAACAUUCCAACUUGAGCUGUAGAAGAAUGACUUUAAAGAAAAGAUUGUGUAUCUAUUGUGCUUAGAACAUUCCAACUUGAGCUGUAGCAGAAUGACUUUAAAGAAAAGAUAGUGUAUCUAUUGUACAAAGAACAUUCCAACUUGAGCUGUAGAAGAAUGACUAUCAAGAAAAGAUUAGAGUCUUGAAUUUAUUGUGCUUAGAACACUGACUAACUUGUGCCUAAGCAGAAUGACGUAAGAGAAAAGAUUAUUUUUUAAUGUUUGUAUUUCUAUUUAAGUGUUUCUAUUUAUUUCUAAAAUGUUACCAGUUUUUGUUAUGACUUAUCUA
Molecule: messenger RNA, 3394 nt
Organism: Saccostrea cuccullata (small rock oyster)
Lineage: Eukaryota; Metazoa; Mollusca; Bivalvia; Ostreida; Ostreidae
Exons: 5
Coding region: 502-3066 (854 amino acids)
Biological process (GO): DNA integration; proteolysis
Molecular function (GO): nucleic acid binding; cysteine-type peptidase activity
Source: RefSeq, a predicted model, not a curated record